This is a messenger RNA of Lagenorhynchus albirostris (white-beaked dolphin), 2971 nucleotides long. RefSeq names its product interacts with SUPT6H, CTD assembly factor 1 (gene IWS1). The record is from RefSeq and is a predicted model, not a curated record. NCBI's taxonomy places the organism in Eukaryota, Metazoa, Chordata, Mammalia, Artiodactyla, Delphinidae. Gene Ontology annotation, cellular component: nucleus. Gene Ontology annotation, biological process: poly(A)+ mRNA export from nucleus. The transcript has 14 exons. The coding region runs from base 270 to 2735 and encodes 821 amino acids.
CCAUUUUGGCCCUAGAGGUGCUUCUGGGAAGUAGUGCGGUGACCCACACACCUUGCCAGCCUUCCGGGUACGGCCUCGUCUGCCCGGGCUUUCUAGGUCGAAGUGUUCGCGUCUGCAGCUGUUGCUGCCUUAAUCUCCGCAGCCUCCAAGGCCUCUAGUCGGGUGGGAGCCUCUGAGCACCGGGCCGCGCCGUCGGUGGUCACAGAGCCGGGAAGGAGGUGACGGGGGCGGCGCGGGGCGCAGACACUCCCCGCCGAGACCCGCCUGCCAUGGACUCGGAAUAUUACAGCGGCGACCAGUCAGCAGAUGAUGGUGGCGCUACCCCAGUACAGGAUGAACGGGAUUCAGGGUCAGACGUUGAGGAUGAUGUAAAUGAGCAGCACUCUGGAUCAGACACUGGAAGUGUAGAACGUCAUUCAGAGAAUGAACCUAGUGAUCGAGAAGAUGGUCUCAACAAAAGACAUCAUGUGACAGACUCUGAGAACGAUGACCCCUCAAAUCUUAAUGCCAGUGACUCUGAAAGUGAGGAGCUUCAAAGGCAAAAGGACAGCGACUCUGAAUUUGAGGGGCAUGCAGAGCCUCCUGCGAGUGAUUCUGAAAACGAGGAUGCCAAUCACCAUGGGAGCGACUCUGAGAAUGAGGAGCCCAGGAAGCUACCUGUGAGCGACUCUGAAAACGAGGAGCUGCUUAAUGGGCACGCAAGCGACUCCGAAAAUGAGGAUGUUAGGAAGCCCCCUGCCAGCGAUUCAGAGGUCGAAGAGCUCCCCAAAAGUCCUGCCAGUUACUCGGAAACAGAGGAUGCUCUAAAACCCCAAGUCAGUGACUCUGAGAGCGAGGAGCCCCCAAGACAUCCAGCCAGUGACUCGGAAAAUGAGGAGCUUCCCAAGCCUCGAGUUAGUGACUCUGAAAGUGAGGAGCUGCCCAAGCCUCGGAUCAGUGACUCAGAAAGCGAGGACCCGCCAAGGCAGCAAGCCAGCGACUCGGAAAAUGAAGAGCUUCCCAAACCCCGUAUCAGUGAUUCGGAAAGCGAGGACCCCCCAAGGCACCAAGCCAGUGACUCGGAAAAUGAGGAGCUUCCCAAACCCCGAAUUAGCGAUUCGGAAAGCGAGGACCCGCCAAGGCACCACGCCAGUGAUUCUGAAAAUGAGGAGCUUCCCAAGCCCCAAGCCAGUGACUCUGAGAGCGAGGAGCCUCAGAAGGGGCCUGCCAGCGAUUCAGAAGCCGAGGCUGCCCCCAGACACAGACAGAAGCCGGAGUCUGACGAGGACAGUGACGGGGAGAAUAAGAGAGAGGACACAGAAAUGCAGGCUGACCCCUUUCAUUCAGAUGCCCAUGUAGACAGGAAGCGGUUCAACAGUUCUGACAGCGAGGAGGAAGAACCAAAAAGGCCCAAAAUUGACAGCGAUGAGGAUGAAGAAAAAGAGGGGGUGGAGGAGAAAGUGGCAAAGCGGAAAGCUGCUGUGCUUUCUGAUAGUGACGAUGAAGAGAAAGCAUCAGCAAAGAAGAGUCGUGUUGUCUCUGAUGCAGAUGACUCUGACAGUGAUGUUAUGUCAGACAAAUCAGGCAAAAGAGAGAAGACGAUAGCAUCUGACAGUGAAGAAGAAGCAGGGAGAGAAUUGUCUGAUAAGAAAAAUGAAGAGAAGGACCUGUUUGGGAGUGAUAGUGAGUCAGGGAAUGAAGAAGAAAAUCUUAUUGCAGACAUAUUUGGAGAAUCUGGUGAUGAGGAGGAGGAAGAAUUUACAGGUUUUAACCAAGAAGAUUUGGAAGAAGAAAAAAGUGAAACGCAGGUAAAAGAAGCAGAAGAUUCAGAUUCUGAUGAUAACAUAAAGAGAGGAAAACACAUGGACUUUCUGUCGGACUUUGAGAUGAUGUUGCAGCGGAAAAAGAGCAUGAGUGGCAAGCGCAGGCGUAACCGUGAUGGUGGUACUUUUAUUAGUGAUGCCGACGACGUUGUGAGCGCCAUGAUUGUCAAGAUGAAUGAAGCUGCUGAGGAAGACAGACAGUUGAAUAAUCAAAAAAAGCCAGCACUGAAAAAAUUAACAUUAUUACCUACUGUGGUCAUGCACCUUAAGAAGCAGGACCUUAAAGAAACAUUUAUUGACAGUGGUGUGAUGUCUGCCAUCAAAGAAUGGCUCUCCCCUCUACCAGAUAGGAGUUUGCCGGCACUAAAGAUUCGAGAAGAGCUGUUGAAGAUUCUGCAAGAGCUACCUAGUGUGAGCCAGGAGACCCUGAAGCAUAGUGGGAUUGGACGAGCAGUGAUGUAUCUUUAUAAACACCCCAAGGAAUCAAGGUCCAACAAGGACAUGGCAGGGAAAUUAAUCAAUGAAUGGUCUCGGCCUAUAUUUGGUCUUACCUCAAACUACAAAGGAAUGACAAGAGAAGAAAGGGAGCAGAGAGACCUAGAACAGAUGCCUCAACGGCGAAGAAUGAACAGCACUGGUGGUCAGACACCCCGAAGAGAUUUGGAAAAGGUGCUGACAGGCGAGGAAAAGGCUCUUAGACCUGGAGAUCCUGGAUUCUGUGCCCGGGCAAGGGUCCCCAUGCCCUCGAACAAGGACUAUGUUGUCAGGCCCAAGUGGAAUGUGGAAAUGGAGUCGUCCAGGUUUCAGGGGACCUCCAAGAAGGGUAUCAGUCGACUGGAUAAACAGAUGAGAAAGUUCACAGACAUCAGGAAAAAAAGCAGAUCUGCACACGCAGUAAAAAUCAGCAUCGAGGGCAAUAAAAUGCCCUUGUGACUGCCUGGGAGGUUCCCUAUCUCUGCUCUUAAGAAAUGCGCAAUGGACUCUUUGGAGAAAGAUGAUAUUUUAAAAACUUUUUUAGUGUACCUGUAAAUGAUUCAGCUUGUAUCAAAUGUUGUCAUAGGACUUGCAUUUCUCUCAGUUUUAUUUAAAACCAUUUGUUGUGCACUUUGUACAGAAGAAUACUAGUCCUACUUCUAUCAACUUUACACAAUAAAAUUCCAUUCUGGUUU